Messenger RNA from Amoebophrya sp. A25, 1575 nucleotides. Lineage: Eukaryota; Dinophyceae; Syndiniales; Amoebophryaceae. The record is from the annotation of a GenBank genome assembly.
AUGGCAGCCGGUUUGGACUCUACGCGAAGCUCACUGAUAUGGGCACUGGUUUCCGAAGUUCAGGCUUAUUUUUUCCGCCUCUUUCUCCUCUGCAACGUUAUCACGCUUGUGUGCAAAGUGAACUUGUAUAACCAUGGGGGACUGGUGCUUUAUUUCUAUUGAAAGACUAAGCGGCGCAUUUUUUUCGUUGUAAAGACUCUCUCAGCUUGGAAAUUGCCCACUCUGUGGAGUCAACGCAGAUCUUAAAGCAAGCACUUAAUGAUGAACAUAAGUAUUUCUUUUUCUUCUUAUGCGUUAUAUAUACAUACAACCUCUGCGAUUCUGCUCUUCUUCCACUUCUUCUGAAAAGAGGCACCAUGACAUGACAUGACACAUUGUUCUAACACUCAAUCCUACCUUUCACUUAUAAAUAACUUCAUGUUCUUCAUUCAGAAUUUCUUACUUUCAGGUAAGCCAUAGUCGUGCCUUAAACGAAGCUUUGCUGCUACUUGCUUGUCCUAUUGUGCAAGGGUUACGAUAUCACGCUACUCGUGUCGGGAAUAAAACCGAGAAUCUUCGCUACACGAUCGGUAGCAGCAUCUUGACCGCAUUGCAGACACUGAUACCCGCUUAUUUCUUCCGACAUAGCAUCUUUUAUGGCAGGCAGGAAGAAGAACCAAAUAAGACAUUUUGGCUGCUAGAUGGCCUGAAGGAUCAUUAGCGUUUCUCUCCAGAUCGAUGGACAUUAAAAGAUGUCUAACUUCGAGUAGUUAAAAAGGCCCAACGACCACACCCCCUCUAAGUUUCCGUCCUCAAUCUGGACACUUACAUAAAUGGAACGGCCUAUUUUCUCCUAGUUUCGGAGCUAUUCCUUGCGGUCACUAGCUCUUUGUUUUUCGCUGAUUUGAGAUCAGAAGUCACCCAGCUUGCACUCGGAAUGGCACCAGUAGCAGGCCUUGCGGCUGCAUCGCUGGUCAUGAUGCUUGGUUAGUGGGGAAGGCGGAGUUGUUCUGCACUUCUAUUUGCUGGCGCAGACCUUGGUUAGUGGGGAAGGCGGAGUUGUUCUGCACAUGCACUUUUCAACCGAGGCAUGUCCCAUUUUAUUGAAUGGGAGGAACUUCUAUGAACAGCAACAGUUCAGUUUAUUUCCUACAGAACUUCUUGAGAGUGCGCAUAGCGGGUUCUCCAGGUAGUGCCUCAGUGGACGCGCGCUUAUUACCCUAAAUGCACGUUUUUUCUGAUGCAUGCCGAAGGUAGAGAGAUCGGAGGGACCGCGCGCAGGCGAGACCGCGAAAAGCAAAAAUGAGUUGCGCGGAUGAUAACGGAAUUCAAUUUCGCGGCUACUUGCGCUCAUAGCGUCUAGCUACGUGCGCUUGCAAAAUGACGAGUGGCCACGGACGAGUAGAGAGGAACAUACGACUAGAUGACCAAUGGUACUGAAUCCUUCGCUGUACAAUACCAGCAAAAUAACUAAAACUUUCUAUGUUGAAUAAUUGCAGUGCAACAACAUUGCUAUGUAGUAGGAAAACAAGGGAGGUGGAAACAUUGUUGCCAGCCUUGGCCUUGGCAUCGUAGUGUGUGUGCUCUACUGGGGAC